Molecule: messenger RNA, 2061 nt
Organism: Corythoichthys intestinalis (scribbled pipefish)
Lineage: Eukaryota; Metazoa; Chordata; Actinopteri; Syngnathiformes; Syngnathidae
Product: myelin protein zero-like protein 2
Exons: 6
Coding region: 285-1079 (264 amino acids)
Biological process (GO): cell-cell adhesion
Cellular component (GO): plasma membrane
Source: RefSeq, a predicted model, not a curated record
CCAUACACCACUAUGUGAUCCGAAGGGGUGCGCGGACUGGAGUCAAUUUGAGGAAGUAGAGCAACAGGUUAUGCAAGAGUAGCUAAACGCCGCCCAUCAGGUGUGUUCUUGCUCGAAAAGGUGACUAAAAAAUUUCCACCACUGUGGGUGGGAAUGGAAUGGAGUGAGUCGGAGUUUCACCCCACCGACUUUUCCUUUUUUUUUUUUUUUUUUUUUUUUUCCUGCGGACAUCCAUGCCUGCCCACAUUGUCCGUACACGAAGGGACUGUCCGAGUUGAGGCGGCAUGUUUAUCAGUCUCAUGUUGCCGUCAUGGCUUCUCCUUGGAGGAUUCCUACUGUCAGGAGUGGCACACGUCUCAGGGAUUGAGAUCUACGCUCCCCCUCUGAUAGAAGCAGUAAACGGGACGACGGUAAAACUCAAGUGCACCUUCCGCUCCAGUCAUCCUGUAUCGGCCCAGUCCGUUAGUGUUUCCUGGAACUUCCGUGCUCCGGAUUCUAAAACGGAAGAGUCGGUGUUCUACUAUCAGGAGACAGCGCACCCUCCUCCGAGCGGACGCUUUAAAGGCCACGCGGUGUGGUCAGGGGAUAUUGCCAGGAAUGACGCCUCCAUCACCCUGCAUGAGGUGCCCCCAACAUUUAACGGCACGUACAUUUGCAGCGUGCGAAACCGCCCAGACGUGCAUGGAAAUAACCCAGAAACGGUCCUAAGAGUCGUCGCCCAAGCUUCCUUAUCCGAAAUCAGCAUCCUGGUCAUAGCAGUCGUUGCCAGCUGCGUGUUUAUCCUCAUACUCCUCGGCAUCUUCGUGGCCGUGAAGGUCUACAAGAGGAGGCGGAAGGGCGAAGCCGAGGACGAGGACUUAGAGAUGAACCCAAGGGAGCCUAAACGCAAGGACCCGACCGUGUGUAAACCUGAAGAAGCAGUUCAUCUGACUGUUGUUGAGGAGAAACUGGAAGUUGAUAGCUCUGAUGAUGAAGAGUCCGAGCCCAGCAGUGGAGACGAUGACGAUGAAGACGGCAGUGAGGAAGAGGAUGAUGACGAUGACGACGACGAUGAUGACUAUGACGACGACGAUGAUUGAAUGUACCAAAAUUGCGAGAGACAUCUCUAGGUUCUGAUGCAACUUUGCUCCAAAGCACAACGCUCAAAAUCCAUUUUAAAGCAAUAAAACUGGCCACUGGAGGGCAGUAGUGCAUUUGUUAGGAACUCGGACAAUGAAAGGAAGUGAGGAGAGGAGGUGUAAACCGCGGAACGAAUGGACGGGUUGCACGGCUGGUGGAAGAUGACCGAAUGGAUGAUCAGGAGAACGUCCAGAAUGCCAGGUGUGGGAAGUCAGAGUAGGACAAUCGGGAGGACGUCCGGGAUGCCAGCUGAUGAACGACCAAGUGCGACGACCAGGAGGACGUCCAGGAUGCCAGGUGGCAAACGACCGAGCUGAACAAUCGGGAGGACGUCCAGAAUGCCAGGCGUUGGACAACCGAGCAGAAUGAUCAGGAUCAACAGUGUAGCGGAUGAUGUUGUUGAGUCUGUGAGUUUUCGUUGCCGUUUUCUGACCAUAACAUAUUCCCCCAGUCCUCUUCUGGAUCAUCCAAAUGCUCUCUAGCGAACCGCAGACAGGCCUGGACGUGUACUUUCUUCAGCAGGGGGACAGGUCUGGCAGUGCAGGAUUUGAGUCCUUGGCGGCGCAUUGUGUUAUUGAUAGUAGCCUUUGUUACUGUGGUCCCAGCUCUCUGUAGGUCAUUCACUAGGUCCCCCCGUGUGGUUCUGGGAUUUUUGCUCCCUGUUCUUGUUAUCAUUUUGACACUAUGGGGUGAGGAGGGAGUUGAAAGUCCGUGUUUCCCAACGACAGCCCCAAAACAUAACUGCUCUAGAGGAGAUCUGCAUGGAGAAAUGGGCCAAAAUACCAGCAACAGUGUGUGAAAAGCUUGUGAAGAGUUACAGAAAACGUUUGGCCUCCGUUAUUGCCAACAAAGGUUACAUAACAAAGUACUGAGAUGAACUUUUGGUAUAGACCAAAUACUUAUUUUCAACCAUAAAUUCUUUAAAAAUCAAACAAUGUUAUU